AUGCCAACUACCAGCUCCUUAUCUGAAACCAGCACUAGGCCAGCUACCAGCUACUUAUCUGAAACAAGCACUGUGCCUAAUACCAGAUCCUCAUCUAAAGCCAGCACUGUGCCAACUACCAACUCCCCUUCUAAAACCAGCACUGUGCCAACUACCAGCUCCUUAUCUGAAACCAGCACUGUGCCAACGUCCAGCUCCUCAUCGAAACCCAGCACUGUGCCAACUACUAGCUCCUUAUCUGAAACCAGCACAAGGUCAACUACAAGCUCCUUAUCUGAAACCGGCACUGUGCCAACUACCAUCUCCUCAUCUGAAACCAGCACUAGGCCAACUACCAGCUCCUUAUCUGAAACCAGCACUGUGCCAAGAACCAGCUUCUUAUCUGAAACCAGCACUGUCCCAACUACCAUCUCCUUAUCUGAAACCAGCACUAUGCCAACUACCAGCUCCUUAUCUGAAACCAGCACUGUGCCAUCUACCAGCUCCUUAUCUGAAACAAGCAAAGUUCUAACUACCAGCUCCUUAUCUGAAACCAGCACUGUGCCAACUACCAGCUUCUCAUCUCAAGGCAGCACUGUGCCAACUACCAGCUCCUCAUCUAAAACCAGCACUGUGCCAACUACCAGCUCCUUAUCUGAAACCAGCACUAGGCCAACUACCAGCUCCUUAUCUGAAACCAGCACUGUGCCAUCUACCAUCUCCUCAUCUGAAACCAGCACUAGGCCAACUACCAGCUUCUUAUCUGAAACCAGCACUGUCCCAACUACCAGCUCCUUAUCUGAAACCAGCACAAGGCAAACUACAAGCUCCUUAUCUGAAACCGGCACUGUGCCAACUACCAGCUCCUUAUCUGAAACCAGCACUGUCCCAACUACCAGCUCCUUAUCUGAAACCAGCACUGUGCCAACUACCAGCUCCUUAUCUGAAACCAGCACUAGGCCAACUACCAGCUACUUAUCUGAAACAAGCACUGUGCCUAAUACCAGAUCCUCAUCUAAAGCCAGCACUGUGCCAACUACCAACUCCCCUUCUAAAGCCAGCACUGUGCCAACUACCAGCUCCUUAUCUGAAACCAGCACUGUGCCAAUGUCCAGCUCCUCAUCGAAACCCAGCACUGUGCCAACUACUAGCUCCUUAUCUGAAACCAGCACAAGGUCAACUACAAGCUCCUUAUCUGAAACCAGCACUGUGCCAACUACCAGCUCCUUAUCUGAAACCAGCACUGUGCCAACUACCAGCUUCUUAUCUGAAACCAGCAACGUGCCAACUACCAGCUCCGUAUCAGAAACCAGCACUGUGCUAACCAUCAGCUCCUUAUCUGAAACCAGCACUGUGCCAUCUACCAGCUCCUUAUCUGAAACCAGCAACAUGCCAACUACCAGCUCACUGUCAGAAACCAGCACUGUGCCUAAUACAAGCUCACUGUCACAAACCAGCACUGUGCCAACUACCAGCUUCUCAUCUAAAGGCAGCACUGUGCCAACUACCAGCUCCUUAUCUGAAACCAGCACUAGGCCAACUACCAGCUCCUUAUCUGAAACCAGCACUAGGCCAACGACCAGCUCCUUAUCUGAAACCAGCACUAGGCCAACGACCAGCUCCUUAUCUGAAACCAGCACUGUGCCAUCUACCAGCUCCUUAUCUGAAACCAGCACUAGGCCAACGACCAGCUCCUUAUCUGAAACCAGCACUGGGCCAUCUACCAUCUCCUCAUCUGAAACCAGCACUGUGCCAUCUACCAUCUCCUCAUCUGAAACCAACACUAGGCCAACUACCAGCUUCUCAUCUGAAACCAGCACUGUGCCAACUACCAGCUCCUUAUCUGAAACCAGCACAAGGCCAACUACAAGCUCCUUAUCUGAAACCGGCACUGUGCCAACUACCAGCUCCUUAUCUGAAACCAGCACUGUCCCAACUACCAGCUCCUUAUCUGAAACCAGCACUAGGCCAACUACCAGCUACUUAUCUGAAACAAGCACUGUGCCUAAUACCAGCUCACUGUCCCAAACCAGCACUGUGCCAACUACCAGCUUCUUAUCUGAAACCAGCACUGUCCCAACUACCAGCUCCUUAUCUGAAACCAGCACAAGGCCAACUACAAGCUCCUUAUCUGAAACCAGCACUGUGCCAACUACCAGCUCCUUAUCUGAAACCAGCACUAUGCCAACUACCAGCUCCUUAUCUGAAACCAGCACUAUGCCAACUACCAGCUCCAUAUCUGAAACCCGCACUGUUCCAACUACCAACACUCCAUCUGAAACCACCACUGUGCCAACUACCAGCUUACCGUCUGAAUCCAACACUGUGUCAACUACCAGCAACGUAUCAGAAACCAUCACUGUGCAAUCUACGAGCUCCUUAUCUGGAACCAACACUAUGCCAACUACCAGCUCACCGUCUGAAACCAGCACUGUGCCAACUACCAGCUCCUUAUCUAAAACCAGCACUGUGCAAGCUACCAGCUCCUUAUCUGAAACCAGCAUUGUGCCAACUACCAGCUCCUUAUCUGAAACUAGCACUGUGUCAACUACCAGCUCCAUAUCUGAAACCCGCACUGUUCCAACUACCAACACUCCAUCUGAAACCACCACUGUGCCAACUACCAGCUUACCGUCUGAAUCCAACACUGUGUCAACUACCAGCAACGUAUCAGAAACCAUCACUGUGCAAUCUACGAGCUCCUUAUCUGGAACCAACACUAUGCCAACUACCAGCUCACCGUCUGAAUCCAACACUGUGCCAACUACCAGCAACGUAUCACAAACCAUCACUGUGCAAUCUAUGAGCUCCUCAUCUGAAACCAACACUAUGUCAACUACCAGCUCCUUAUUUGAAACCAGUUCAGUGCCAACUACCAGCUCCUUAUCUAAAAUCAGCACUGUGCCAACUACCAGCUCCGUAUCAGAAACCAGCACUGUGCCAACUACCAGCACCUUAUCUGAAACCAGCACUAUGCAAACUAUCAGCUCCCUACCUAAAACCAGCACUGUGCCAACUACCAGCUCCUUAUCUGAAACCAGCACUGUGCCAACUUCCAGCUCCUCAUCUAAACCCAGCACUGUGCCAACUACUAGCUCCUUAUCUGAAACCAGCACAAGGCCAACUACAAGCUCCUUAUCUGAAACCAGCACUGUGCCAACUACCAGCUCCUUAUCUGAAACCAGCACUGUCCCAACUACCAGCUCCUUAUCUGAAACCAGCACAAGGCCAACUACCAGCUCCUUAUCUGAAACCAGCACUGUCCCAACUACCAGCUCCUUAUCUGAAACCAGCACUAGGCCAACUACCAGCUCCUUAUCUGAAACCAGCACUAGGCCAACUACCAGCUCCUUAUCGGAAACAAGCACUGUGCCGAAUACCAGCUCACUGUCCCAAACCAGCACUGUGCCAACUACCAGCUCCUCAUCUAAAGCCAGCACUGUGACAACUACCAGCUCCUCAUCUAAAACCAGCACUGUGCCAACUACCAGCUCCUUAUCUGAAACCAGCACUGUGCCAUCUACCAGCUCCUUAUCUGAACCCAGCACUGUGCCAACUACCAGCUCCUUAUCUGAACCCAGCACUGUGCCAACUACCAGCUCCUUAUCUGAAACCAGCACUGUGCCAACUACCAGCUCUUUAUCUGAACCCAACUCUAUGCCAAUUGUGAGUAUGAUAUUAAUAGUACAUAUGGUUCUGUUUUUGCUUUCAGCCAUCAUUUCUUCUCUUACUUUUUCACCAUUUUCUCAUCCUAAGCAAUCACCAACAUCUUCACCUGAAAUAAGUACAACAUUAUCCUCUACUUUAUCAGCCAGCACGUCUUCCCCCAGAACGCACCCUUUACAACUGAAAAUACUGAACUUAAAUUACACAGAGGGCCUUCAAAAUCCUUCUUCAGUAGAAUACAGAGUGCUGGUAUCUAGGAUUGAAACACUGGUGAGUAACAGACUUGGAUACAGUAUCAGUUGUUUCAAAUUUCAGUUUGAUAUACAGGGCCGAAAUUAUAAUCCAAAAUGCCUUCAAUCGAUAAUGUCUGACUUUCAAUCAGUAUUGUGGAACAGUCAUCAAAGUGAUCACAAUCUGUAUUUUACAAACCUCUGUAGUAGCACUGUCAAAGUCCGUAAAACCGCGCCGGACUCGUUAUUUAGCUUUUAAUAUUAUAAUGCCACGCUCCAAGACCACAAUGUAAUGAGAUAAAUAAAUGAGAGAUGUGAAUUCCAUUACAUGUCGCACAUUAUAGACAUCCAGGUGCAUUGGUUCAAGGCAUGCCUACUAAUCCAGGAUUUAGGGAUUACCCAGUUGUUUAUAAGGUGUUUUUAUUAGAAAAUAAAAAUUACCUUGACAGAACUGUGUAAUCCCUGAACCCUGGACUGGUUGGCAUGCCUUGAGGACUGUUUUGGAUACCACCACAUUAAAGGGUUGCUCCAACGUUUUUUAAAUACAUGUAAUUUUUACUUUCCAGUUAAACCUCCACACACACAUACACAGACCCUGGAAAACCCUGUAGUCUAAGAAUAAACUUUCUGGAAUCUAGCCCCGGAACUGGCCAAAUUGAUGUUAGUACCACUAAUCGUGGUCCCAGUGAAGGAAAACAAUUGUGACCUUAAUUAUCUACCAGCUAUUGGCAAUGAAAACAGCUUGUGGCAGAUGUUUAUAGACAAUGUUGGACACAAGCGCUUCUCUUUAAUCGUUCGAGUUACGUGUCACAGACCCACCUGCUGCAGGACUGUGAGGGACCUUGAGUCCAUGAGGACCUUCUUUAACCAAUCUUUGAGUGGUAAAAAUACUGUGAAAAAUGCUCCAACAGUGGUAUCGUGAUUCAGCAUCCAGUAACAGGUCGAUAAUUUUUGGAUAAGAGAUUGUGGUUUCUCUAAUAAUGCAGCAUGGUAAUGGAGGCCAAUUAGAUCAUUUUAGGGACAAUAAAAAUGCUUUUAUCUUACGUUGUCCCUUCACAAUAUAUUCAAACCAUUAAUAGAAUGUACCGAAGACAUUGCGUGAACUUGUGUUUUUACCUAAUUUCACAGAUCCAGGAUUUCUUUAAUAGAAUGUACUCAGUGGAAAGGGUCACGGUCACGGAACUGAAGUAA
This is a messenger RNA of Pelobates cultripes (western spadefoot toad), 5066 nucleotides long. NCBI's taxonomy places the organism in Eukaryota, Metazoa, Chordata, Amphibia, Anura, Pelobatidae. The record is from the annotation of a GenBank genome assembly.